AUGCCCUCCGACCUAAUCACAGGAAGCUGCGCCUGCCACCACAUCACCUAUAAAGCCAACCAGCCCCCCUUAAACGUCACAAAUUGCCACUGCACCACCUGCCGCAAACAAUCCGGCGCACCCUAUCAGAGCUGGGCGACCUUUGCCCCAGGCUCCCUCACUUGGGACAAGAACAAGUCGCCCUCGUUCCGGAGAUCCAGUGACUUUGCGACCCGCGGGUUCUGUCCAAAGUGCGGAUCGAGCGUUAGCAUGAAGUAUGACUACGAGUCCGAGCAUCAGAGCGUGCCUGCGGGGACCAUCGACAACGCGCAUCAAGCAAAGAUCCCGAGGCCGAGUUGUCAUCUCUUUGUGCAGGAGAAGGCGGCGUGGUUUGAUCUGCCCGAGGAUGGCGCUGAGCGGUGGGAUCGGUUUACGCCGGCGAUGGAUGAGAGCUUGGAGAACUUGCAGACGAAGUCGAGCUGA
Aspergillus thermomutatus is the source of this 462-nucleotide messenger RNA. Its product is annotated as GFA family protein. The record is from RefSeq and is a predicted model, not a curated record. The transcript has a single exon. Gene Ontology annotation, molecular function: carbon-sulfur lyase activity. The coding region runs from base 1 to 462 and encodes 153 amino acids. Lineage: Eukaryota; Fungi; Ascomycota; Eurotiomycetes; Eurotiales; Aspergillaceae.